UUCAAGUGCAAAGACAACUAACUACAAGCAUGGAGCUCGUCGCCCGCCAUGGCCGCGCGCUCUUCGGCAGCGCCCUCUUUGGACCUUCGCCGCUUCCGCCGCUCCCGCCGCUUCCGCCGCUCCCGACGACGCCGUCGCCGCCAUCGUCGCACCGCCCGAGCAUGAACCUCGACUUGUCGCCGCAAGGCGCCGAGAUCACCUUGUCGUUUGAGAAGAAGCCGCUCGGCAUUGGCCUCGUGCCGUCGACGCAGCUGUACGGUACAUGGGAAGUGAGCUCGGUGCCGCCGACCGCGCCGCUGGGCCUUGAGAAGGGCGACGUCUUGAUGGCGGUCAACGACGACCGGUCGGUCACAAGCCUCUCGAACGACGCCUUUCGCCGCCUCCUCGCCAAGACCAAGGUGCCGCUGACAAUCACAUUUCGCAAGCCCAAGCUCUACGGGCACUGCGACUCGCACUCGACGUCGACGGCGCUCUUCCCGCAGUCGUACGAAUACAGCAAUGGCACGCCGCAUGGCCGCCAGCAAAAGUCGUGGAACACGCGCGUCUCGGCCGACCAGUGGCGACAUGUCAUGGCCCGCGACGACCUCGACGAGAGCGAUCCCCCUACAGAUCGCGACGAGCUCGGCGAAGUGACCAUUACGAUUCCGUCCAAGCCACUGCAGAUGGCGCUGGCGCCGUCGACUCGCAUUUACGGCACGGUCGAGAUCUUGGACCCGGAAGCGCACUUUCCGACGCUUCGAGCCGGCGACGUCCUUCUCGAGAUCAACAACGAACCGUGCACGGCGUGGUCCAUCGACCAGCUCGACCGCUAUCUUCAAGUGACGCCGGCGCCGCUGACCAUGACGUUCCGGCACCCCGAGCUCUUCCAGAGCUACUUGACGACGAUCGCAGCGUCGCCCAAGCCGGUCGCGUCGGGCUCGACGGUGCAUGCGAUGUUUCCGCACUCGCGCGAGUACAAGCUGCACAGUGCGGCGCUGAGCCCUGUCCACAAGGCGCCACUCUAUGACGUCCAACACUGGCAGAACGAAGCGCGCAAGCUGAGCAAGAACGGCUGGCUGCAGCUGCACCCACGGUCCGAGAUCCUCAAGGUCAACCACGUCGAGUGUCUACGCGACGCGUUGCCGUUCCAUCUGCAAGACACGAGCCUCCAGCUCCUCUACAGUACGCAGAUCCACGGCUUUAGCCUCUUGCAACUGUUUGCGCUUGUGGCUGGGCGAGGCCCGACGAUUUGUGUCGUCAAGGACACGUGCGACCGCGUCUUUGGAGCAUUCUCCUCGUGCUCGCUCCAGCAAACCAGAAAAGUGUAUGGCAACGGCCGCACCUUUGUCUUUAGCUGCGCGCGGGGCAAGAAGCCGCGCGUGUACGCGUGGUCGGGCGGCGACAGUGCGUUCAUGUACAACGGGCCCGACUGCCUCGUGUGGGGCGGCGGCCCGAAAGGCCUUGCGCUCUGCCUGCACAUGGAAGACGAGCGCGGCUUUUCCCAGCAGUGCACAACGUUCAGAAACCCCCCGCUCGCCGGGUCGGACGAAAUGUUCAAGAUUUGGGCCGUCGAGAUUUGGGGCUUCAAGGGCAUUCGGCUCUAGUCGGCGUCUUGCGUUGGUGCUGUUGACAACCAUUUUAUAUAUUUUUUUAAUAUUAUCGCAUGUGGAGAAUA
Saprolegnia diclina VS20 is the source of this 1654-nucleotide messenger RNA. RefSeq lists its product as hypothetical. The transcript has 5 exons. Gene Ontology annotation, molecular function: protein binding. Bases 30 to 1583 code for a protein of 517 amino acids. NCBI's taxonomy places the organism in Eukaryota, Oomycota, Saprolegniomycetes, Saprolegniales, Saprolegniaceae. The record is from RefSeq and is a predicted model, not a curated record.